This is a messenger RNA of Symbiodinium sp. CCMP2592, 792 nucleotides long. NCBI's taxonomy places the organism in Eukaryota, Dinophyceae, Suessiales, Symbiodiniaceae. The record is from the annotation of a GenBank genome assembly.
AUGGCUUCUCAUCGCAAUCGGUCCAGCUGCGCCGCAGCAGGCCUGGUUCUGCUGCUGGUGGCCAGCUUGGGUCAUGAAGCCUUUGUCAACUUGGUCCUGCGCGGUUCCCGAAGCACUGCGAGGACGACGGCCCUCGCUGCAGAGGGCGACUCGCAACGGCCUCCCUGGGAUGCCUUCCGCGCCUUGCGCACAGCCGCUUUCUUUGGGGCUCUCCCAAACCCUUUGGGCAUCUUCGAGCGGACUGGAGACAGCCGGUCCUUGUCCCCGGACCAGGUCCUGUGGUCUGAAGAGAACCCACUGGAUCUCGUCUGGGGCACACUGGAUGAUGUGGUGAUGGGAGGUGCAUCAGAGUCUGCCCUACAAGGUACGACUUGGACAGGCACAAUUAUCACAGAAGGUGGCGGCUUUGCUGGCAUCCGGACGCAGCCCUUCAAGCCCGCUUUCGACGUGAGCGGCUGCUCUGGACUCCGUGUGCGGGUGAAAGGCGGCGACGGCCAGCGCUUCAAGCUUAUCAUCCGAGACUCUUACGACUGGAAUGGGAUUGCUUGGAGCUACGAGUUCGACACGCAGAGCCUGAUCCCAUCUCUUGACGGGAUAGUGGAGGCCAACGCGCCUUUCAAAGACUUUGUCCCGACUCUUUUCGCCAGGACUGUUCCCGGCCAGACUUUUAACACAAAGCAGCUCACCGCUGUACAGCUCACCCUGAGCAAGUUUAGCUAUGAUGGGGCAUUAAACCCCAAUUUUCGAGCAGGCAGUUUCUCACUGCAAGUCGAGUCCAUCUCGACUUUCUAG